This is a messenger RNA of Melitaea cinxia (Glanville fritillary), 1238 nucleotides long. It is a transcript of the gene dpp, whose product is annotated as protein decapentaplegic. The transcript has a single exon. The record is from RefSeq and is a predicted model, not a curated record. Gene Ontology annotation, biological process: BMP signaling pathway; SMAD protein signal transduction. NCBI's taxonomy places the organism in Eukaryota, Metazoa, Arthropoda, Insecta, Lepidoptera, Nymphalidae. Gene Ontology annotation, cellular component: extracellular region. Bases 13 to 1122 code for a protein of 369 amino acids. Gene Ontology annotation, molecular function: growth factor activity; cytokine activity.
UCGAGGAGAAUUAUGCGUGGGGCGUGCGCGUGCGCGGUGGUGUGCGCGUUGGUGGCGCUGUGCGCGGCCGAGGGGCUGGACGAGGCGGACCGCGCCGCCGCCGAGAGGCAACUGCUGGCGCUGCUGGGCCUGCCGCGCCGGCCGCCGCCGCGCACCCGGCCGCUGCCGCCCGUGCCCCGCGCCAUGCGCUUGCUGUACGACGAGCGGAACUCCUUUCCUGCGGCAGCGGCCAAUACGGCACGUUCUUUCUACCACACGUCCACCGAUCUCGACGAUCGCUUCCCGGGCGAACAUCGCUUCCGCCUAUUUUUUAACAUAAGCGGUGUCCCCUCUGACGAAGUCGCUCGGGGCGCGGACCUCACGUUCCAAAGGGCCGUCGGUACGACGGGUAAUCAGAGACUGUUACUUUACGAUGUUGUUCGACCUGGUCGACGAGGGCACACCGAGCCCAUUUUGAGACUUUUAGACUCUAUACCUCUUCGUCCCGCCGAAGGUACAGUGACUGCGGAUGCUCUUGGAGCCGCUCGAAGAUGGCUCAAAGAGCCAAAACACAAUCACGGACUAUUAGUGCGUGUUAUAGAAGAGAAUUUUGAAAGCAAAAAUGCUAAAUUUCCUCAUGUGCGUGUUCGAAGACGAGCAACGGAAGAGGAGGAGGAUUGGCAAGCUGUUCAGCCUUUGCUUGUGCUUUAUACAGAAGAUGAAAGAGCGAGGACCGCUAGAGAAAGCGGUGAAAAGCGUUUAGCGAGAAAUAAACGCGCUGCACAGCGAAAAGGUCACCGUGCCCAUCAUAGGCGCAAAGAAGCACGUGAGAUUUGUCAGCGCCGGCCGCUAUUCGUGGACUUCGCGGAUGUCGGCUGGAGCGAUUGGAUUGUAGCCCCGCAUGGUUACGAUGCAUACUACUGCCAAGGCGACUGUCCCUUCCCCCUCGCAGAUCACUUGAAUGGCACGAACCAUGCUAUUGUGCAAACUCUCGUUAACUCUGUGAAUCCUGCAGCAGUACCGAAAGCGUGUUGCGUUCCUACGCAACUUUCCUCUAUAUCAAUGUUAUAUAUGGACGAAUUGAACAAUGUGGUGCUUAAAAACUACCAGGACAUGAUGGUGGUCGGUUGUGGCUGCCGAUGACAAAGGCGCAUAAGCCUAGUGCGAACAUAGUGAUAAAACGUGGACCCAGUGUACAUAUAGAAGUGGCCUCCAAAAUUGUACAUAUUAUAUUUGUAUAUAAACUCGUGUAAUUAUUA